This is a messenger RNA of Protobothrops mucrosquamatus (brown spotted pit viper), 697 nucleotides long. RefSeq names its product SH2 domain-containing adapter protein D. The annotation marks the transcript as partial. NCBI's taxonomy places the organism in Eukaryota, Metazoa, Chordata, Lepidosauria, Squamata, Viperidae. Gene Ontology annotation, molecular function: phosphotyrosine residue binding. The record is from RefSeq and is a predicted model, not a curated record. The transcript is spliced from 3 exons.
AUGGCCAAAUGGUUUAAGGAUUAUCUCAGUUUCGGGAGCAGGAGGUCUCCCCCGCAGCCCCCCAAGCCAGAUUACACCGAGAGCGACAUCUUAAAGGCGUAUCGCGCCCAGAAGAGCCUAGAUUUCGAGGACCCCUACGAGGACGGGGAAGGCAAAGCCGAUCCAGAUCCCGGGGGCUCGCCGAACAAGGGGGGCGGCUGCAGUGGCAACCUGGAGGGAAAAUAUGGGUCGCCCAAGCACCGUCUCAUCAAAGUGGACGCCUCCGAUCUUAACCGGAGCAAGGCGCUCCUUGCCACGGCGGGGGAAGAGGCAGCCGUCCCAUCAGAUCAGGCUCCUGGAGAGAGUGAAUACUCCGAUCCCUUUGAUGCUCACCGGGAACCGAAAGGGGACGCCGAAGAGGACGCUGGUCUGGAAAACAACGGUUACAUGGAGCCCUACGAUGCCCAGAAGAUGGUGGCUGACCUCCAGCGCAAAAACGACUGGGACGAGCAGCGGGGGAAGAAAUCCCGGAUCGGGCUGCAACUUUACGACACCCCCUACGAGGAGGAGAAGGCAACCGAGGCGGAGGACCCCGAGGCCGGGAAGAGCGCCCAGAAGCCCCCCAAGAGCCGGCUGCCCCAGGAGGACGAGCGCCCGGCCGAUGAAUACGACCAGCCCUGGGAGUGGAAAAAGAACCACAUUUCCCGCGCAUUUGCUG